Molecule: messenger RNA, 969 nt
Organism: Penicillium antarcticum
Lineage: Eukaryota; Fungi; Ascomycota; Eurotiomycetes; Eurotiales; Aspergillaceae
Exons: 1
Coding region: 1-969 (322 amino acids)
Cellular component (GO): mitochondrion
Source: RefSeq, a predicted model, not a curated record
AUGCGCCUGUUGCGACUACACCAUGGCCUGGCUGCCGGAAAGUCUCACUUGAAGCUUGGAUGCAUUUCUCGACGCUGCUUUUCCAGCACGCAUGCGCAUCAUGACCUGACACCCUUCUCGCGCCGACUAUUCAAAUUACCCUCCGCACCAUCUCCGCCUUCACAACAUCACCAUGACCUGACCACCUUUCUCUCCUACGCCGAACACAUAUCCCUCCCAGAGAAAAGCACAGUAUACGUCGGCACACACUAUGAAUACACAGUCCUGCAAACUCUCCGCCAAUACGCCCUAGCACUCCACCGCAUCGGCGGCCGCGACGACGCAGGCAUCGACCUAGUAGGAACCUGGCACCUCCCGGAACGCGAACAAUCGCGCGCAAUCCGCGUCCUAGUGCAAUGUAAAGCUCUCAAAGCAAAACUAGGCCCGAAUCUCGUGCGCGAACUCGAAGGGACGUUCCGCCAGGCACCUGUCGGCUGGCGCACGGGCCAAACAGUCGGCAUGCUGGUCGGACCGCGCGAGGCAACCAAAGGAGUCCGCGAUGCACUUGCGCGGAGCACUUACCCCCUAUUCUGGAUGAUGAUUGAGCGGGACGGGACUUUGAAGCAGGCGCUUUGGAACGCUCGUGCCGAUGAACUUGGGCUUGGGCCUCUAGGUGUGGAAACGCGAUAUGGGGCUGAGGGCGAGUCGGGUUCGGUUACUAAGGAGGUUGCUUUGACCUGGGAUGGAUGUGAUAUCCCUAAUAUGGGUUGCGUGGAGCUUGAUCUGGCUCGGUUUGAGGAGCAAUGGGUUGCAUCUUGGGGUGCGAACUUGCCGGAAAUUGAGAAGGGUGAGCUGCUGGAUAUUGCUGAGAGGGUGCUAUCGCAUGGUGAGUCUGGAUUUUUAUCGGAUGGGACAAUAUCGGAUGCAGACCGGACGAAAGUGCUUCAGGCUCUACAAGAGCGACAAGCUGGUCUAUCGAUACCAGCGUGA